AUGAAAGCUGCCAGACUCAGAAAAACAGAGAUGCUAAUGGAACUGACUUCAGUAACCGGGGUUUUCUAUGGAAUUCAUUGCCCAGGGUGACUUCCAAUAACAACCCCCACUCCCCUGCACUUUUCUCAGGACUGGAAAGCUCAGGCAGCCCAGGACAAAUAGUGCAGUCACUGCAGACGGGCAGGGUGGCCACAAGCAGCCACUUUCAGAGGUGGUGGCAGAGGCUCCAGGCUCGCCUGGGGUCACACCACUUCUGCAACACCAGUUGCAGAACACUGCUAGGGCAGUGCAGCCGCCCCAUGAAAAAACUGCAUUCUCCCAUGGGCCCCUGCGGUGGCCUCAUCUGUGACUGCUGCAGGCUGAACGUGGGACCCUGCGAGGAAUCUGAGACUCCUGAGGCUGUGGCAGCCGCGCCACCAGCAUCCACCGCUGCAGAGCCUGCCAGAUUUGAUCUGGGAGCCACGGAGGUCCAUCCCGUGCACUACCACAGCAAUGCAAAGAUCUCCAAAGGUUUGCCUAUCCGUCCGAAGGGCCGGACAACAAAACUAUGGAAAUGGAGCAGACUUUGUUGUGCAGACAAUAAAGGUAGUGUGGAAAUUAAAUCAUUAAGUUCACUUAAGCAACUAAUUGCAGUUUAUUCAUUCAGUGCCCCAUAUUAGAGAAACUCAGUAAAUGCUGUGUCAUGUUCUUCAUUUAUUUCAUUUGUGCCAAUUUAUGCAUUAAAUCA
This is a messenger RNA of Rhinopithecus roxellana (golden snub-nosed monkey), 727 nucleotides long. RefSeq lists its product as uncharacterized. Lineage: Eukaryota; Metazoa; Chordata; Mammalia; Primates; Cercopithecidae. The coding region runs from base 300 to 659 and encodes 119 amino acids. The record is from RefSeq and is a predicted model, not a curated record. The transcript is spliced from 3 exons.